This is a messenger RNA of Paramecium tetraurelia, 1227 nucleotides long. RefSeq lists its product as uncharacterized. NCBI's taxonomy places the organism in Eukaryota, Ciliophora, Oligohymenophorea, Peniculida, Parameciidae. The record is from RefSeq and is a predicted model, not a curated record. The transcript is spliced from 2 exons.
AUGUCGUUACUAUAUUCAAAGUAAACUAUAUCUAAAACUGAUCUAAUUGAGUCAUUAACAUUAAUAUUGAAACCCAGAUCUUAACAAGACUUUGAUUUAGCCUGCCAAUACCUUGGAUCUCUCAUGAAAAAACAUGCCAAAGAACUCUUUAACAGAUUAAGAUAAAAAAAUUUCGCAAAUUUUGUUGAGCCAACAGCUGAAAAUUUGUUGAACAUUCUCUUUGUAAUCCAUUCAAAUAUUGAGGAAGAGUCAAUUGCAAAAUAAUUAAGAGAACCUGCAAUAUAUUGGCUCUAGAAAGUAUUGGCAGAAAACAAAGAGAGUUUUACCUUGAUGCUAAAUGAGGUAAGCACUCCAGGUUUGUAAUCAAUUAUAACUAAGUCGAACAUAAUUCCAAAAAGUAAUCAAUAAAUUGCAGAAAAAAGAAUAUCAUAAUUGGAAAUUUAAAAUCAUGCAAUCAAACCAUAAUUCUAAGUAGAAUCGUAUUAAAUUAAACCAAAAAUAUUUUGUGUCAUCUAUUACUCCUAUUUGUAAAAAAUAUCAAUCAAUUUAUCUGUUUACAAAUCAAUUAAGAGUCUUCAGUAUCCUUUUGAUGAGCAAGAAGAUACGAAGGGAAAAUUCAUUUGGAUUUAUAAAAUUUAAAAUAUGAUGUUAAUGGGCCUUAAAUUAUUGGAAUGCCAAUCCCAAGUUUUUAAAUUCUACUAAGACUUUAUUUAUCAAAAUAUGAUAUAAUUCUUGAUCUUCAUAAGAUAGGAGAUUGAAUACCUAAUCGAUCAAUAUGCCAUCAUUUCCAAUUUGGAUUGCUUGUCCUUAUAUGAGAUAUAUAUAGAAUUUUUGAGAGCGCAAACAAUAGUAGAGAAGUAUUGUUCGGAUAUCGAUCUAAAGAUAAGACUGAAUACAAGGUAAAUAGAGGAUUUUUUGAAUUUUUCAGUAAGGAUCAGAGUUUUAAAUUAAUCUGCCUUUAAAAAAAGUCUCAAAGUAGCAGGUAGACAUCAAGCAAAUCUAUCUGGCAAUUAAAUGGAAGAUAAGCAUUAAAAAGUGUAGAAUUUUUUCAACAAAGAAAAUAUGGACGAGCCUCAUUUACGAGAUUAUCAUGAGCAAUUGAGUGAUGAAACUCAAGUCACAGAGAAGCGAUAUGAAAAUAAAUCUAGAGAAAAUGAGGUUUAUUUGGAGGUUGAUUCUCAUAGGUUGACUCACAUCAGAGGGGUAAGCACAUUUCAGUAAAGUUGA